GGGCUGCUGACGCGCGGCGGCACCAGCCGGGUCGGGCUGUGGCCACCAUAAAAAGCUGGGCUGAGAGGUGGUGUGGUCCAAAGCGCUGAAGGUUUCCCCACACCCAGCAACUCGCCUGCUGCUUCAUCCAACACAUCCAGGAACCAAAGAUGCAGAGGUGUUUUGGGAUUUUUUGUGUUUCGCUCAUUUUAUGUGCAGCUCUGUCUGAGACCAUCGGUUUGGUCAUUGCGGCGAAAGACAAGCGAGGCUGGACUCUGAACAGUGCCGGGUACCUGCUGGGUCCCCGUCGUAUUGAUCACCUAAUUCAGAUAAAGGAUUCUCCCAGUGCCAGAGGCAGAGACGAGCUGGUCACGCAAUAUGGCAUAGAUGGACACAGGACAUUAGGGGACAAGCCAGGUCUGGCUGGAAAGAGAGACAUGGGCCUGGAGGACGACGUCAGAACAGCUGCCCUGAGAAUAGCAGAUGAAGACAUCAUCCACACUGUCGUCAACUUUCUGUCCUACCUCAAACUUAAAGAAAUGGGAGCUUUGGAAAACCUGCCGUCCUCUGUGACAUCAGACGAACUGGCCAAUCCCUAAUGAAUCCGGACCAUCAGUCCCGAGUCCC
Molecule: messenger RNA, 606 nt
Organism: Thalassophryne amazonica
Lineage: Eukaryota; Metazoa; Chordata; Actinopteri; Batrachoidiformes; Batrachoididae
Gene: gal
Product: galanin/GMAP prepropeptide
Exons: 7
Coding region: 150-578 (142 amino acids)
Cellular component (GO): extracellular region
Molecular function (GO): hormone activity
Source: RefSeq, a predicted model, not a curated record